Messenger RNA from Ruditapes philippinarum (Manila clam), 1647 nucleotides. RefSeq names its product piggyBac transposable element-derived protein 4-like. The record is from RefSeq and is a predicted model, not a curated record. The coding region runs from base 1 to 1647 and encodes 548 amino acids. The transcript is spliced from 2 exons. NCBI's taxonomy places the organism in Eukaryota, Metazoa, Mollusca, Bivalvia, Venerida, Veneridae.
AUGUCUAUGAUGGCAGAUUUUAACUUUGAUUCUGAUGAUGACUCUGAUUUUUCUGGAUUUGGGCCGUCUGAUAUAGAUUUAAGUUCUUCUGAUUCGUCGUCCGACGACGUCGAUAAUGUUGCCGAUGCUGGAGUCUCAACUUUGACAAAUCGUCUGCUACCGCCAAGGGUUGAAGACUUUGUUGGAGAGCCUGGGCCGAACCUCCCUGAUGGUUUUGAUGUCAGUACAGCCACACCGUUAGACUUCUUCAAGUUUGUUUUUCCAGUGAGCUUGAUCACCUACCUAGCGGACAUGACCAACCUGUAUGCCAACUGGAGGCAGGCCCAACCUGGAGUAGACCUGGAUGACAGAUGGGAAGAGACAACUGAGGCAGAGAUGCGAGCAUUCCUAGCCAUCAACAUCCUUAUGGAUAUCAACAUUCUACCAACUUUGGAGAUGUAUUGGUCUACGAAGAUGCUCAUCGGGAAUGUAGGUGCCCAGCAGAUCAUGACAUGCAACCGGUUCCAGAAGCUUUCUAAGUACUUUCAUGCAUCAGACAGAACCGGUGACCGUCCACGUGGCCAUAUAGACUACGACCGCCUCUACAAGGUACGGCAUGUCAUGACUACCCUGUCAACAACCUUCCGAGAAAUGUGGACACUGUCACGGGAAGCCACGGUAGAUAAGGCCAUGAUCGCAUUCACCGGUAGGUUGUCCUACAUGCCAGCCAAGCCGAUCAAGCGGAGGAUCAAGCUCUGGAUGCUGUGCGACGCCAGAACUGCCUAUGUUCAUCGUUUCGAGGUGUACCUUGGCAGACAGGAGAACAGGCCAGAACAUGGACUUGGGUUCAACGGAGUCACCACACAUACAGAUCAUCUCCAGCACACCCACAGGUGGAUCUUCUUUGACAACUUUUUCACGUCUAUUGAGUUGAUGAAGCGUCUCCUUGAAGAUGGCCUCUACGCCUGUGGGACUGUGAGGGUAAACAAGAAAGGUUUUCCGUCUGAGCUAAAGAAACCUAGAGACAUGCGUGACAGGGGAGCCUACAAGUCGCUUCAGUGCCAGGGCUUGACAGCAACUGUUUGGAAGGACAAGCGACUGGUCCACCAUCUUUCAACUGUUGGGGAUCCAACCACAGUGCUAAUGGCCACAAGACAUGCUGGACCUCGUGCAGAACAGUACAUGCAGCAAGAGCCGACUUCCCUCUACAACCAGUUUAUGGGAGGAGUUGAUCGCCAUGAUGCUCGACGUGCCAAGUUUGGUGUAGGUCGACCUGGGAAGAAAGCCUUGAGGUACUGGUUCCUUCUCAACAGUGCCAUCGUCAACGCAUAUAUCAUCUACAAGAAAGCGUCCACCAGAUCGCACUCCAAGAAGAGAUUUGAGCACAUGGACUUCCGAAUUGAAUUGAUCGAGGAGCUUAUUGCCGGAUUUGCCAAGCGAAAGCGAGGACCUGGGGAUCGGGCAGCUUUGGUAGCACUGGUUGACCAGGAAAACCAGCACCUACAUAGGAACGAGCGGAUGCCAGGUGAUAAGGGUGCCAGGUGCCGAUACCACAGGGCGUAUCUCAACAAGAGGAAAGAGACUGUGUAUGGAUGCCGCAUCUGUAAUGUCCACCUCUGCAAAGUUGGCUGCCAUGCGAGGUACCACGAACUCAGCCAAGAUCAGUGA